This is a messenger RNA of Stegostoma tigrinum, 1334 nucleotides long. It is a transcript of the gene mgst3b, whose product is annotated as microsomal glutathione S-transferase 3b. Bases 99 to 554 code for a protein of 151 amino acids. Lineage: Eukaryota; Metazoa; Chordata; Chondrichthyes; Orectolobiformes; Stegostomatidae. The transcript is spliced from 4 exons. Gene Ontology annotation, cellular component: nuclear envelope; endoplasmic reticulum; membrane. Gene Ontology annotation, molecular function: glutathione peroxidase activity; glutathione transferase activity. The record is from RefSeq and is a predicted model, not a curated record.
CUCCCUUCCUCCCACCCCGGGGGCUCGGUUUCUGCCGCUGUUGGUUCGAGCCUCCAGGGGAUCCUUUGUACUAGUCGCUUGUGGCCACACAGUCUCUAAUGCAAUACGUUCCCACCCACAAUAUUCAGCCCCACUCGAACCAACUCAUACACCCGCACUUCGGCUAUGUGAUCCUGGUGUUUAUCUACAGCUGGAUCAUGUUGGCUUACCUGGGAAUGAAAGUGGGCCUUGCCAGGAAGAAAUACAAUGUCAAGUAUCCAGACAUGUACAGUGAUAAGGAUCCAUUAUUCAACUGCAUCCAACGAGCACAUCAAAGUACGGUGGAAAUAUAUCCUCAAUGGUUGAUCUUCCAACUGAUAGCUGGAGUUGUUUAUCCGAUCAGUGCUUCUUUGCUUGGCAUCAUCUGGGUAACUAGUCGAUUUACAUAUGCAUGGGGAUAUUACUCAGGAGUGCCAGAGAAAAGAAUGAAUGGUUCCUAUGGAUACAUUGGUCUACUGGGAGUUAUUUUUCUGUCUCUGGUUGUUGCAUUUAAAACCCUUAUUUCAUCAGGAUAAAGAGUCAUUAUACUUCUACUACUAUGAUGGACGUAGGAAUAAAAAAAAAUCAAUGACCGACAGCACAGCUGUAGUUCUUUAUAUGCUCAGCCAUUUUGAAAUGAGGAUCAUCUUCACCACUUCUUUGUUUAAUGACUAAUCCCUAUCAAGCAUUGUCAGCUGUUGAUGGGUGUUUUCUUAAAUGUCAAUGUUAAUGUCAUAGAAUAUGUUAAGCAUUCCAUUUUGAUUAGGCUUUGUGGGAUAACAGGUUUUCAUUCUUUCUGUUCAUUUAACAAAAGAAAAAUGAUGCAUUGCAAAUUAUAGAAAAGUUGUAUUUUACAGGCUGGACAUUUGUAGUUCAAAUCCCCAGACCAAAAAAAAACACAUAAUUGAACUGGCUGUUAUAUUCUCUGCUGUAACUUGGAAAUCUUCUUCGCUUAAGUGCAUGUAAUUCCCAAUUUAAUUUUAUUAUGUAAUCUUGAACUAAGAUAACUUUAUUCUCCCUUCAGAACUCAUCAGUUGAAUAGUUUUCAAUCUGACCUUACAAAAGGUGGAAUGUAUUAUGAUAUGUUGAAAUUAAAUCAACAGGCAAACAGAAUGGCAAAGUGUAUAUCAGGCUGAUGAACAGGGGUGAUUCAGAACAUUCACAACUUGAAAAGUUACCUCUGAACUAUGGAAAUUUUUUUUAGGGAAAAAAAAACAAUUCAUUGAUCUGUACAUUUCCAGUAUCUGUUAUUAAAUUUUUCAGCACCCUUAGUUUAAUUUUUUGCAUAUUAAAUAAUGAAAUGGCUCAAAGUAUAA